CUUGGUGUAGGAGGCGUGGUGUGUUGUGUGCUGUGUGGUGAAGGCAGUCCAGUACCAGACUGCUCGUGGUGACACAGCGACACACAUGCACUGGCUGCAAAUUACUCUCUUCAUUUGUCAGUAAGGAAAUGACUGACUAAAACUUCCUGUCUGUGUUCGCUAAAUAAGUGUUCUUACUGUUGGUUAUCCGGAAAGCAGUGACGAAGAUGAACUAAGAUAAGCAGAUAGAGAGAAAAUCAAUAUAGCAGUGUUCUAUGACAACCAGUUACGUAUUUAGCAGACUUCAGCUAUCGUAGGAGCAAGAAAACCUCUUGAAAUAAUAUAUUGAUGUGUUUCUAACAACGUCGCAUACCCGCGUGUUGUUUUGUGUGUGCUUCAAGUUGUGUUUGCAUCUCUCUCCCUCCGCCAAGACCUGCAGCUGACGAAAACAGGAAUACUCAUCACGAGCACUGCCCAUCGCCUUUGCUAUCAUGCCGGUGUGGGCGCGCGGGGCUAGUCUGCCAUGGGCGUUGGUGCUGCUAGCGAUGAGCAACGGCCUGAGGGUGCAGGAUGCGCUGGACAGGGACACAGUGCUGUACCAGGUGCCGUCCACCUCCACCCGCCGGGAUGGACGCGCCCUGCCUAGCACCAUUAUCGUCUCCAGCCCAAUGCUGUUGAAGGUCAGACCCAAGGGCGCCGCGUCUCCCCCCAAGGCGUCUCAGGAGGCUGAGGAUGACACCAAGUACUCCUACAUCCCUCUGUCUUCCUCCAAGACACAAGAGGAGCCAGAGGAGUCUGCUGCCCCAGCCAAAGAGAAUCCCAACCCCGUCAACACCAAAGAGUCCGGCGUGGGCGUGAAAUCCAAAAUCAAGUUCCAUACGAUCCACUGUACGAGCGACAAGCCGUGCUCCACCAUCAUCCAGGCGCCCGUCAAACCCCACAACUACAUCAGCAGCACCACCACCACCAACAGCAGUAGCAGCAGGAGGCAGCCCUUCACCCAGGAGCAGAUCAAGCGGUACCUGCAGCAGUUCAGUCUACGUCAAGGCUUCCGCUACGGCAAGGAGUUCGAGGAGAGCGGCACCCCAGACGCUUCCCGGGGGCCUUCCAGGGGACGCAUGCUCCUCAGGGAUCCCAAGUGGGUCCUCCUUGAACAGGACAGUAAGUACGAGGGGCAGGACCCGUGGUAUGACGAGCCAUGGAGUCCUGGGUCUGUGUACAGGUACCAAACGUACAGACCCGAAGGAUUCGAUCCCCACAAGUCUCCCGUCACGGACUGGGACAGCGUUUACGCCUCCUUCCCCAGUAGACACUCCACUACUGGGCGACCCAAGUACUCUCCUCCCUCAAGGCCGCUCACUCCUGACACUGACAACAGUGAGACUUCAGGCAGACGCCCGUCGCGGCCUCGCCGUCCGUCCACUAACGGCGUGUGGAGCCGUUACAGCACCUCCACCAUCACGCAACUGGACAAGAACUCGGGCCAAUGGGUGAAGGUGUCUUCCAGCGGCCCUCACAAAGACAAGUCUUGGCAGUUCCCGUCCCACUCGCACCCCACGCAGCAGACGCAGGUCCAGUUGACGGUGCUCGGCGUGGACGAAGACCUCGACACUCCCCGCGGCAAUGGCGUCAAGCCAGAGACGCACAUGGUAGUGAAGCCCAACGACGUGCCUGGUCACCCGCCCGCAGUGAUCGAGACGAGUAGUCUUCCCCACCACCACGACUACCACCACAACUACCACCACCAACACCAACAACAACAAGAGGAGGAAAAGCCCGCCAGUUCAGAGUCCAGCAGCGUGCAAUAUGGCAAGCCGUUUUACGUCCACGGAAGCCUCGUACUAGUGAAGGAGUGAAGGUGUGUGUGUGUGUGUGUGUGUGUGUGUGUAUUUACCUAGUUGUAUUGUACAGGCUUCGAGCGGGGCUCAUAGUGUCUUGUCUCCAUAUCUCCAUUUAUCUAAUGUUUCCUUAAAGUUAUGCACAUUAUGUGCAGUGUGUGUGUGUGUGUGUGUGUGUGUGUGUGUGUGUGUGUAUACGAGAGUUCCUUGUAAUGUGUUGUUUACUUAGCCAGUAGAAGCACUGUUAGAUUAGUUAAUGAUAAAUUAUACAUAUCUAA
Portunus trituberculatus (swimming crab) is the source of this 2095-nucleotide messenger RNA. RefSeq lists its product as uncharacterized. The record is from RefSeq and is a predicted model, not a curated record. Bases 471 to 1835 code for a protein of 454 amino acids. The transcript is spliced from 4 exons. Lineage: Eukaryota; Metazoa; Arthropoda; Malacostraca; Decapoda; Portunidae.